This is a messenger RNA of Talaromyces rugulosus, 747 nucleotides long. RefSeq lists its product as uncharacterized. Lineage: Eukaryota; Fungi; Ascomycota; Eurotiomycetes; Eurotiales; Trichocomaceae. Bases 1 to 747 code for a protein of 248 amino acids. The transcript has 2 exons. The record is from RefSeq and is a predicted model, not a curated record.
AUGCGCUUCUUCGCUCUCGCCACCGGUCUCUUUGCCGCCCUCGCAGCAGCAGCAUCAACCCCAAACGCCUUCAUCCAGCCCAUCUCCGGCGCAUCUUUCACGGCCGGCAAGACCAGCACGCUGCAAUGGUCGCCAAGCACCUCUGGCACUGUGAGCCUGCGCUUGCAAUGGGGUGCCCUAACCACUGCCACUGAGGGUAUUGCUAUUGCCUCAUCUAUCGACAACUCCGGCACUUUUAGCUGGUCCGUCCCCGCGGAUAUCCCCGAGGAAGCAGACUACUUUAUUCGCAUUGCCAGCGACGCCGACACCAGCGAGGUGAAUUACUCCGCGCGCUUUACGAUUUCCGGUGUCACUGGCGUUGCCUCUACGACCGAUGCCUCGUCGGUGAUUGCGAGCGCUACAACCAGCUUUUCCAGUGCCGCGUCGACGACGACAACAUUGGUUACGUCGACUUCGCCCUCGACGACUUUUACCAGCACUACUAAAACUAGCACCACCAGCAGCAGCCCUACGUCAACCCCGGCGAGCACGUCUCCAACCAGCCUUAAAACAACUGCUACCCCGUCUCCCACCGCCGCCAGCACAACUCCGGCCAGCAGCUCCCCGGCUGUCUCUACUACUGCUACAACCACUUCGCCGUCUGCGGCUGCGACGACCAGUGUGCCGAAUCUCAAUGGUGGAGAGAGCGUCAAAGUGCCUGGAUUGUUGUUGGGUGUUGUUGGCCUUGGUGCGUUUGUGAUGCUGUAA